UCACCAGGACUCCUCAUAUCAAGGACCUAACGAACAGGAGGCGGACAACUCUGACUCAACCCUGAGACGGACAGAAAGACCUCCCCAGACCGUUACCUAGAUGCUGUGUGAAGGUGGAGUCUUUUAGGGGUAGAGAGAGAGAGAGAGAGAGAGAGAGAUGAGAAGAGAGCGAGAGGAGCAACAGAACAAGACAGAUGAUUAUCUGAUAUCCGCAUGGAUUUACCAACGUUCCUCUUUAAGUCUUAAGUCUUGAAUCCUGUUUACUCCUCAGAGUGGAAUCUGAAAAUGCUUUCCUGCACAUGUGAAGUGUAGCGGCUGUUGGACAGGUAGAUUUUGUGGUGCACUUUUUUUUUAUUUCGCUGGAACUAAGGAAUUUUACACAUGGCAAACUUUCUAACUGGACAUCAGUAAACUUUAAAUUUUAAGAUUGUUUUCUCCUUUACUUUUUUUUUUUUUUUUUUUUACUUAAAUUGAGCAACUGCCUGGAAAUUAAAGCGUCUUACUGGAGCAGCCAACAAUAACAGUCAAAAUUUCACAAACUAUUUAGAAAGAAUUAGAAAACAGAAGGAAUGUGAAAAAAAACGGGUUUAUUACUGGAAUACACACACUAAUUGGUGGAUUGUUUUUAUGUAAUCUUUGUUCAUUCAGACUGAUUUUUUUUUCCAAAACAACCUUGGACUGCAGACUUUCUGAUCAUCAGCCUGAAACCCUUCCACAGUGGAGAAGAGAGGUCAGUGGAAUAUCAGCGUGAAACACAGUGACUUACUGAACAGUCAUCACACUAUCAAAAAUAAUUCUAGAUAUUGAAGAAUUUCAUGUAGGUGCUAAAUAAUUUGGACUUUGCACUGGGACCAUCUCGCCCAGUCUGGACUGUGGAGGGUUCUCCUCCCUGCCCUCCCAGCCUAUCCUCGCCCCCAGCAGCAUGUCCCAGGCUCUGAGGUUGCCUCUAGUCCUCCACACAGCACACUACCAUGAUCAGAUGGGCUGCUGGAAGGAGUAAGGCUGCCUCUGCCUCGUCCUUCUCCAGGGCUGGGUUAGGGGCUCGUUUUGGUUCUGGGACCAGCUCCAGACUAAGGCCAACACUGCUUUCCUCCCUGUCUUUGCCUCUCCUGGUUGCCCUUGUGGUUUUCUCAUUCUUACCUGGGGCAGCCUGCCAUCAGCUGAGCAGAGACAGACUGAGGCUCGCCAACCCACGAACUCUGAGGGUCCCACUGAACAUUUCGGAGACUGAGUUUGUCUCUAGGUCCAGGGCCACUGGGGGCCCACUGGGUGGGACUGGGGGAUCGCAGGGUAGGCAUGUGCGCAGCUACAAUCAUCUCCAAGGGGACAUCCGUAAGAGGAAGCUGUUCUCUUUCCAGAAGUUUUUCCUGAGGAUCGAUAAGAAUGGAAAGGUCAAUGGGACCAAGAGCAAGGAUGACCCCCUCAGUAUUCUGGAAAUCACAUCGGUGGACGUGGGAGUGGUGGCCAUCAAAGGGCUGAACAGCAACUACUAUCUGGCUAUCAGCAGGAAGGGAGAGCUGUACGGAGCGAGAGAGUUCGGUGUCGACUGCACCCUGAAGGAGCGGAUUGAGGAGAACGGCUACAACACAUAUGCGUCAGCCAAGUGGAGGAACAAGAAGAGGCAGAUGUUUGUGGGUCUGAAUGUCCACGGGAAGCCACUGAGAGGGAAGAAAACCCGCAGGAAGAACACGGCAACCCACUUCCUUCCAAUUAUGGUGUGAACUGGAGAACUUAACUGGAGAAGGAGGAUAUGCAGCACUGGACAGAGAGGUUUUCAAUACUGAAAAAGCUGUAAAAAAAAUUAAGACAUUCACUGAAAAAUCUCUCAUUUGGGAACAAGGCACUAACACUGUUACACAAAAAUGUUGUCUCUGCUCCUGACUUUGACUGAGAUCGUGUAUUUUAUUUGGAAGAUGAUAUCUGUGUUGUCUGUGGCACGGGAUGUACUAUUUAUCCUUUUUUCUGUGCCAAACUGUUUGCAACCAGAGUAUGUGGUGGCAACACAGAGAUGCAGAAGUAUCUCAAGAUGUUAUUUAUAAUGUAUAUUAUCCUGUGAGACAUCAGAUGAUCUGCAACAUAAAAAAGGAGACAUAGAAAACGGAUAAGACGAGGGACAUGAUCAAUCAGUUUAUCACGACAGCAUUAAAUAAUAGAGGAUACAACACAUUUAAAGCAAAUGUUUGAUACUUAACCACUGUGUUUUGACUGUAUUGUAAUGAUUUAUUUAUUUUGUGAAAUAUUUAACUGAAGGGGAACACUUACAAGGCAAGCAUCCUUUGCAUUCUUUACUUUUUAUAGGAACUAUAUUAUGUGAAAAUAA
This is a messenger RNA of Micropterus salmoides (largemouth bass), 2320 nucleotides long. It is a transcript of the gene fgf10b, whose product is annotated as fibroblast growth factor 10b. Gene Ontology annotation, biological process: cell differentiation; secretion by lung epithelial cell involved in lung growth; limb development. Lineage: Eukaryota; Metazoa; Chordata; Actinopteri; Centrarchiformes; Centrarchidae. The record is from RefSeq and is a predicted model, not a curated record. The transcript has 3 exons. Gene Ontology annotation, molecular function: chemoattractant activity; type 2 fibroblast growth factor receptor binding; growth factor activity. Bases 972 to 1721 code for a protein of 249 amino acids. Gene Ontology annotation, cellular component: cytoplasm.